AUGGCUUCUGCAAGGUACCCAUCCUCGCUGGGGCGCGGCGCGUCGAGCCAGUGGGUGGCGCGCAGGCCGGCGUCCCGACGCCGCGCAUUGGCCGCCGCUCAGCGCUCCUCCUCCGGCCCGGUUGGCUGGGAAGGGGGAGGCGGCCGGGCGAGCGGCGGGCUCGUGGGAGUGCGCGCGGGGCGGCGUGUGCGGAGCGCAAACACUUUGCAGGGAAAAGUGGAGCCGGCCGGGGUAGAUGCUGCCGCCGCCGCCGCCGCUGCCGUUGCCGUUGCCGCCGUGGAUCCCAGCGCCCGGGGCGGACUAGAGAGCAUGGCCGUGUCUUCGCCCCCGAUCAUUCCGGCAACUUCGAGCAGCGGUGGCGGCGGCGGCGGCGGCGGCAGUAGUAGCAGCGGCGCGGGCAGCAGCCCCGGCAGCUCGGGAGGCUUGUUCCGCGCGGAUCCCCCCCUCUACCCGUCCAGCCCGUCCGAGUCGCCCCGGCUGAGCAGCAGCCUCAUCCACGGCUUCAUCGCCGGCGCUGGCGGCGGGAAUCUGGGCGGCGGGGCCGGAGCAGCAGGCGGCGGCGGCGGCGGCGGCGGCGGCGGCAACGAGUGCAAGAUGGUCGACCUGCACGGGGUGAAGGUGGCCUCGUUCCUGGUGGAAGGGCAGGAGCUGAUCUGCCUGCCGCAGGUCUUCGACCUCUUCCUCAAGCACCUGGUCGGCGGGCUGCACACCGUCUACACCAAGCUCAAGCGCCUCGACAUCGCGCCCGUGGUGUGCACCGUGGAGCAGGUGCGCAUCUUGCGCGGGCUGGGCGCCAUCCAGCCCGGCGUCAAUCGCUGCAAACUCAUCACGCGGAAGGACUUUGAAACUUUGUACAACGACUGCACCAACGCCAGUUCACGACCGGGGAGACCCCCCAAGCGCUCCCUGGGGGUCGCGAUACAAGAGAACACGCGCCUUCUACCCCACGGAGUGCCUGGCCUCUUAGCACCGGGACUUAUCUCCCCAACAGAUAUAAGAACUUUGUUUUUCCCUGAUGAAACCCACAUAAAGUUUGCAGAGCUCAAGACACUUCAAAUACAAGGUCUAACGGCAGCUGCCAUGGCCGAAGCGAUGAAACUGCAGAAGAUGAAGCUUAUGGCCAUGAAUAGCCUCCAUGGAAGUGGGAGUCAGAAUGGGACCGAAUCGGAGAAUGAGGAGCUCAAUUCCAAUGCAGGUGGAAGCGAAUCCUCGUGGGAUAAAGAGAAACUCCAGUCUCCCAUCACGACGGGAUCUCAUCACGGAGUCAGCCAUGCGACGCUGUCAGGGCAGCCGAACUUGGGAAGCGCUCAUCCCCUCAGCCCUCUGCAGCAAAACCAUCUACUCACAAAUAGGAUAGAUCUACCGUUUAUGAUGAUGCCUCACCCUCUUCUUCCCGUUGGCCUACCUCCUGCUUCCGUGGCAAUGGCUAUGAAUCAAAUGAACCACCUCAACACUAUCGCUAACAUGGCGGCUGCAGCGCAGAUGCAUAGCCCUCUUUCAAGAGCAGGAGCUUCAGUCAUAAAGGAGAGGAUUCAAGACAGCCCUUCACCUUCCCCGUCCGUGGAAGAGAGUCAACGUCCCGGGAGUCACGCCUCUUCACAUCAGAGCAGCAGCGUUUCGAGUUCUCCAUCCCAACUUGACAACACACCAGAUAGAAUCGGUAUGUUAUCAAAUAUUAGAGACGGUGAACCUGUGGACCACGAGACUGGGCCAAAUCCCAAAAAACUCCUAAAAGAAAAAGAAGAGGUCCAGAUCGCCAUCCCAAUCAUGAAGCCAACCCUAGAAAAGGUCCAACUGGCUGGACAGUCCUUGCCCCCUGGUUUCCCUGCACCUUUUCUCUUUGCAGAUGGAUUGUCAUCAGUAGAAACUCUAUUAACCAAUAUACAGGGCUUGCUGAAAGUCGCCGUGGAUAACACCCGGGUGCAGGAAAAACAGAUUCAGCAGGAGAAGAAGGAGCUGAAGAUGGAACUGUGCAGGGAGAGAGAACUCAGAGAGAGCCUGGAAAAGCAACUCACUGUUGAGCUUCAAAGCAGAGCAACAAUUCAAAAGCGUUUGAAGAAAGAGAAGAAAGCCAAGAGGAAAUUGCAAGAAGCUCUUGAGUUUGAAUCGAAGAGGCGAGAACAAGUGGAGCAGGCGCUUAAGCAGGCUACGUCAGGCGAUGGUCUCAGGAUGCUAAAUGAUGCUGGAAUUCCAGACAUGGAAGUUGAACACAACGGAACCCAACAUGACAGUGCGGCAAUGCAAGAAAACAGAACAUACAUCAAACCUUCCAUUAUGUACUGAAGACACUUAAUAUGGAGUCGGGGGUUGGGGAAAACGUAACGAUCACUUUUCAAGGAUGACAUAGCUCAUGAAAGAAGUCCCUUCUAACCUUUGAUGCCUUCAGUGCUGUGUGAAGAACAGGAUUGGUAGCAUUGAAACGUGGACAAUCUCCAGCGAUGGGCCGUUCCUGCAUUGAAGACUGCCGCCAUUUUGCUGAGACUUCUUACCAGCUUGCCGUACCAAACCACACCGGUGGCAGCAGAUCAUUCUAGGUCCCAGAGGAUAGAGAGAGAGAAGGGGGUGAAAAGGGGUUUUAGUAUUUUUAAGCACAUACCGGAAUUGUUCCCCGAAAGAACUAACUUCCUCACCACCACCCAAGGAGUUAGCUAUUACUGUAUAACAAUGGCACAACGAAUUUAAUAAGCCGCAAAUCUCUCACUGGCUGUAUGUCCUACACGUCCAGUUUUACCCCUGAAACAGUUCAACACAGAGCUGUUUCAAUUGUGUUUAUAAAUUUAAGCUUUGUUUACUGAAGCUGAAACUCAAUAUAUAUUACGUUUUGAAGAGAAAAGUAUGUACAUUUUUUAAUAUGACGAUGUAAAAAUUGUCCUUCCUUAGAUGACCGAUUGAAGAGUGCGAACUCAACCCACUCACCCACCCACCCCAAUAGCCGGCAUAAUAAGGGGAUUAUAAAUUGAUACAAUUUUUUGUUUUGUUUUUGUUUUUUGGUUAAUUUUUUUAGUUCUGUUUGGCUUUUGGUCUUUUAAAACAAAGCGGAGGGAAGGAUGAAUAUACGGUAGAAUGUUAGAUAAUGGAAACUUUAAAGUAUAGUUUCUCUGUUGUACCAUAUUAAGUUAAAAGUACACAUUCUUUGUUAAAAUGUU
Molecule: messenger RNA, 3146 nt
Organism: Elgaria multicarinata webbii
Lineage: Eukaryota; Metazoa; Chordata; Lepidosauria; Squamata; Anguidae
Gene: DACH2
Product: dachshund family transcription factor 2
Exons: 16
Coding region: 1-2283 (760 amino acids)
Biological process (GO): regulation of transcription by RNA polymerase II
Cellular component (GO): nucleus; transcription regulator complex
Molecular function (GO): DNA-binding transcription factor activity, RNA polymerase II-specific; RNA polymerase II cis-regulatory region sequence-specific DNA binding
Source: RefSeq, a predicted model, not a curated record